Molecule: messenger RNA, 1696 nt
Organism: Brassicogethes aeneus
Lineage: Eukaryota; Metazoa; Arthropoda; Insecta; Coleoptera; Nitidulidae
Source: the annotation of a GenBank genome assembly
UCAACAGGUUUAUUUUGUUCCACAGUGUUUAAUAAUCUGUGGUGUUUUGUACUUACUUUAGUAUGGUGCACUGCAGAAAAACACUAGUGUUCUUGAUGGUGCAUUUAAUAUAGUUAGUAUUUUUUAAUACCUAAUGUUAAUUAUUUUACUUCAGUAAAAAAAAUUGUUGGUGAAGUUUUGUUUAUUAUUUUGUGGGAAAGGUGAAUAACUCUUCUUAAACAUGUAUGUCUAUAACAUGCCUUAUGCGGAAAGAAAACAGUUAUGCGACGUUUUGGACCAGAAUAACAAAUGGGAAGAAUUGGGUGGGAUUCACAUGAAAUUUGAUUUAAUAACUAUAAAGAAACUAAGAAACGAAGUUGUUAAAGGAAACUCCCCAACCGACGAAUUAUUAAAUUUAUGGGGCCAUUUGAAUCACACAAUGUUGGAACUUUUUAUGCUCUUAAGUCGAAUGAAACAUUACCAAGCCAUGUUAAUUAUUAAAGAUUUAGUCGAUACGAAAUAUCACACGUUAAUUAAAGGCUAUACUAAUAAUACUGAACCUGUAAAUCAUAUACCAAGGGAAAACUUUGAUAAAAGUGAAAAGAAAAUUUUAAAUUUGCCCAAGAUUGCGGUACAGCAACACAGUGAAACUAGAGAUUACAAUGAAUCUGUUCAAAUGCCAGAUAUUGGAAAUUUACUAAGACCUACAACUCGUAACUCUAAAAUGUCAACUGGUUCAAACAUAUCAUGUGUUACUGAAUCUGCCGGGGCAAUUCCACAAAUACCUUAUGAUGAUCUAAAAGCAGCUACUAAUAAUUGGGAUGAUGCAAAUAUUUUAGGGGCUGGUGGUUUUGGUAAAGUUUUUAAAGGAACAUGGAAAUGUACUGAGGUGGCAAUUAAGAGGAUUGAGCAAAAAGAAAAUAAUCCUGAAUGGGAAAGUGUACAAAUUAAACAGACUAUUACUGAAUUGCAUUGCCUUAAUGCAUAUAGACAUGAUAAUAUUUUACCUCUCUAUGGUUACAGUAUAAGUGGACAUCAUCCUUGUCUGGUAUACCAAUACAUGGCUGGGGGUUCCUUAGAAGAAAGAUUAAAAAUUAAAGACCCUACUAAAAUGUUAACCUGGCCCAAAAGGUUAAAGAUUGCGAUAGGGACUGCAAGGGGUUUGCAGUUUUUGCACACAGCCGGCGAAAAAGGCUUAGUCCACGGCGACAUAAAAUCGGCCAAUAUCCUUCUAGACCCCUGCGACAUUCCCAGAAUAGGCGACUUCGGUUUGGCCAGAGAAGGCCCGAGACAAGACUACACGAGAAUCAGCAAAAUACAAGGCACCCCUCCCUACUUACCCCGCGACUUCUUAGUGUCGAAAAAGUUCUCCACCAAAGUCGACACGUACAGUUUUGGCGUGGUUCUGUUCGAACUAGCGACAUCUAUGAGGGCGGCAUCGAGGAAGGAGCCGAAAAAAGUUAUUUAUUUGAGGGAUUAUGUUUUUAAUUACGAGGGGGAUGUGAUGGAGUUGAAGGAGAAGUUAUUGGAGGGGUUUGACGAGUAUUAUUUGGCUUUAAUCGAUAUAGGAAAGCAGUGUGUAAGUGAUAAACCCAGGUUAAGGCCUGAGAUGAGUUUGGUUUAUGAAAAAUUGUCCCAGAUACUUAAAAAUUAGUUUUAUUAAGGUAAAAUUUGUUAGUAGUCUUCCAUAAGAAUAUGUGAUAACUAAAAAUCAUUC